CAAGCCCAGAUGAGGAGCAAACAAACACAGGAAUCUGCUACAGUACAUAGCAUAGGCCCUGAAAGCCUUGUUAAUAAGGUGGGACAACCAUUGAUAGCUGUCCAAAGUACUUGAUUUGGUACAUUUUAUAUCUCUCUCUUCCCCACCCCAAAUUUAAGCAGAACAGACACUGGCAUGAGAAACAAAUUUGGUUAAUAAUUCUGGCUUUCUUCCCAAUGAGAGAUGCUUAUCAGUGCAAUGGGGAAGUUCUGCUUAAGCCUGAUAAUGGUUGGAUGUACCCAAAAGAGGUAAAUAGUUGAUUCUUUGCAUCAGGUGCUAAGUAUAGCUUUGUAGUGUUUUCUCUGUGCAGGGUGAAGAGCAGAGGCAGGAAACAUCUCUCCGCCACCCCCAAAGUGCACACACAGGGCCACUGCUUGCAAAGUUUCAUUUUCCUCCAGGCUACAUGCAGUGCAGCAGAGCAAAGAGCACUCCACUCCUGACGAUGGUAAGAAAGAGGGUAGACCCAACGGGGCUGGAGAAGAUGGAUUUGGAAGGGUGGCAUGUGUGUGAGAGAGAGUGUGAGAGCGAGAAGAGGCAAAGUUGCACGACCCUACUGGACUUGAGACAGUAGUGGCCAAGACUUUUAGAAACCAGAAUGUUUCCUUAUCGCGAAUAGCUGGUUAGGCUUGGAGCCUCUCACUGGGCUCUUUCCAUUUGCUGUUCUUUGGCUUCUGCAAGGAGGUGCCAGGCUCUCUUUUCUCCAGGAGAAGUUGAGCAGGCAGGGCUACCAAGGCAGAUAAGGAAGAAUAAGAGAGGGGCUGUUGGCACAGGCUGGUUAAAUGCUGCUCAUAAGGUGGUGGCCAUCCCUGGUUGACCAGAGGGACUCCACUUUGUCCUCUCUCUCCUGCCAUUGGCAGGGGGGUGGGAAUGCAGCGGCCAUUCUGCUGCUGCUCUAUAAUUUGUUUUGCUACAGUGGAGGAGUAGGUACUCCCUUGGGCAUUUUCUUAAGUGAAAAGGCUGCACAGAAAAUUGUAAAAUAAUUCAACAGAUGCCUUGUGGUGCCGCAUUCUCUUCCUCCCUGCCUGUGAGACCACUUGGAAGCAGCAAAAGUUCUUAAAAGGUAUCAAUGGCGUCGAUUUCCCUUUUGCUGUGAUGAAAGCCCAGGACCUGUGGCACUGGAAUGGCUUUUCUUUCAUUGCUUAUAGUCCUUUGUUUUGUGUUCCCUCCUUAUUCCACUGGGCAGUUUGAUAAGGCGCACUACUCUGGCACGUUGGCUUCUCGGACACUUCUGUUUCCUUUGAUGUUCUGCCUUACCUCUUAAAGUUCUUCUGUUCCACCAGAUGACAUUUCUGCUUUUGGGCUAGAGAACGCCAAGGUUAAGCUAUGCUCUGAUGCUGGCCUCUUUAAUGGCCUUUGCGAGUAGUUGAAAACUGGGCUUUUUGCCGCCUUCAAUCCUUUGUUGGUAAAGCUGCUUCCUUUAAUAUGGGAUGGAGCAAAGGGCUUUUCUGCUGCAGUAGAUAGCAGUGAUAGGAAAUCUGUUGCUCACCAGAUAUUAUUGAACUCCAACUCCCAUGAGCCUCAGCCAGCAUGGCUAAUGGUCAGGGACUAUAGAAACAUAGGAAGCUGCCUUAUACUGAGUCAGGCCAUUGGUCCAUCUAGUUCAGUACUGUCUACACCAGGGUUUCCCAAACUUGGAUCUCCAGCUGUUUUUGGACUACAACUCCCAUCAUCCCUAGCUAGCAGGACCAGUAGUCAUGGAUGGUGGGAACUGUAGUCCAAAAACAGCUGGAGACCCCAGUUUGGGAAGCCCUGGUCUACACUGUCUGGCAGCAGCCCCUGAGGAUCUCAUGCAGGGAUUUCUCCCAGCCCUAGAGAUUCUAGAACUUGAACCUGGAACCUGCAGUAUGCAAAGCAGAUACUUGCUCUGCCACUGACCUAUGGCCCCAUGUCAGCUGUGGUCUACCCCCUGCAGGAGAGCCACAAGUUCCCCAUCCAUGCUUUGUGUCUUGCUACAUUCUUCAGAAAUACUGUAGCGUAGGCCCAUUGGCUGCUGUUCCAGUUGUUUCAAGGAAGAAGACCGAUGUACAGAUUCACAGAGAACUGUGGUCUCCUAAUAGCACUCAGUAACUGUUUUAGCAUUUUGAAGAAGCAUCAGCAUUGAUGUCUUAACAAAGCUGAUACUUCUUCAAAAUGCUAAAAGUGUGAUAAAGGCUAACCUCACGGUCCACCUGUAAUACAUAUGCAAAUGGCCUUCUGACACGGUAUCUUGCUUGGAGGGUGGGUGGAGUAGAAUUCAGCUUCCAUUUAGUGUAGCUCAGGGAUGGGAUUCUCCAGCUAUCAUUGGACUCUCAUGAUUCCUGCCCUUUGGCUAUGCUGCCUAGGGCUGAUGGGAGUUGGAAUCCUGGAGGGCCACUCCCUCCUGAUCCCCAAACUAAAAUGGAAGCCGAUGAUAAUUUGCUGCAGGGGCUACCCUAGUGGCAACGUCCAUCCCGUGGCCUCUUUUCUCCCUCACAGGCCUUUCGAUGCUCUUGCUCUCACAGUUACUUUCUCUGCGUAAAGGAGCAAGCAACCGGUUGCAAAGGCCUGCAACCUUUCAAAGAAAGCUGCUGCUGCAGCCAUUUGCUAAUGUUCACGUUGUGCUGCUUGUGGGACUUGAUGGCGCCAGAUGGCUGCUCUCUUCUAAACAUGCAGAGGACAAGUUCUUAGAAGUGAGAGUACCAAGGCUGCAAGGCACACAGCAAAUGAGGUGGUAUUGAACUAAAAACAUUAGAUUUAUGCGGGGCACAAGAGAGGAGUGGGACAAUGCUGUGUCACAUGAGAAAUCCUUGUGCUGAUGGGAUAGAUCUCUUUGGCACAACUUUGAAUACAACCCCAAGGUUUCACUAGUGCACAUGCCCACAAAAGGUCUCUAGAAAUACCCCCCUAAAAAAAACCCCUAACAUUUGCACUUCCGGUGUGUAUUGGCUCAGACACUCCUUCACUUAGCAUACAUCCUUAAACAUACCAUUUCAUUGGAGGAUAGGACUAGACAUGCACUCUUUCUUCUGCAAAGGGCUUCCCUGCGACUGGUAUUUGUGCUCCCCCCCCCCGUUGACUGAGGAGGGGGGCGCCUGCACCAUUUUAUGGGCCUGCAUUUUUUAGAUGUGGCAGCCAUUUUGUGACUGAUGCCCAUGACACUCACUCCAGAUUCCAAAUGUGCCUAUUGAAAGGGCUGGCAACCAUUGGCUUUGGUAUAGAUGUGAACUUAGCGGAUCAGAAAACAGAUCCAGCACCCUCAGAAAAUAGCCUCAAAAUGUAGGAAACCUGCUCUAUCAAAGUCUUGUCUCCUAGCCUAACUUUAUUCUACUCCACCACCCCCUAACCCCAAAAAAAUCCUGUUAGUAGACUGGAAGUCCUGUAAAGAUACCUUGCUGAUUAGUAUCGUGGAACGUGGGAAAAUACUUUGCUGUUCCUGUGCUGCCAGGGACUUCUUAUCCUGUCCCAUUGCCUCAACAUUAGAUUCCUUUGCUGCUGCUUUCUCUGCCUAACACUACUUCACUACUUUCAGGUCACAGAAGACCACAAAUAUCCAAGGUGCAGGUUAGUUAAGGCUUAGUUAUGCAGGCUGUCUCCCAAGAUUGAUUUGGAACUUCCCUUUCCCUGCAUGUUCAGUCCUAAUAAUCUCCCAGAUUACCCUUUCCUUGAUAGCACCAGCCUUUUCCUCCAUUGCUGAAUUAUAUUCAGCGGCCUUGCUUCAGUGACACGGAGGAAAAAGAAAGGAACAGACUUGUUGCCCAGCCUGUAUUCCAUUAGUGCCAGUGCAAGACAGAGGUGUGGCUAUGCAGCAGCCAAUUAAACCAAACUGUUAGCCGAAACUCCCUGCAGUCUGCUUCUACAGGCCACUUCCUUCCAUACGUCUAAUAGGACAUUCACCAUUUGACAAAUACACCCUAUAAAAUUAGCUGAAGCAAGACCUCCCCAAGUUAAAUGGACCCCUCAUAUGCGAAAGGUCCCCGGUUCGUUCCCGGGCGGAAACACCAUGUUUCCCAAGUUAAAUAGACCAGCUCUUUCUUGGUAACUACAAAGCUUGAUAAUUGGCACUGUCUACCUUCAUAUGCUGGCUUAGCGAAAAUAUAUCUUUUUCCUUCACCUGACAUACUGAGCCUCAGGUCAUUUGGGGCAGACAGUACAGUAAUUGCCAAUGGCCAAAGCACCAAACAGAGGUUCUGCCUUCUGAAGCAAAGGUUGAGGUUAAAUUGAGGGUGACUUUGUAUACAGAAUUCAGCUUUCUAAAGAAUCACAACAUUUAUAUUUAAAAGUACAUGCUUUAUCAUAUCUUCACAAUCAUAAGUAUGAGAAAUUCUUGCUGAAUUUCCAAAACCACAGUAGUCACUGAAGAUGACUUCCAAAGACUCUACAUAGCUCCUUGUCUCUCCCUAACAUAGCAAAAUAAAUUACGUAAAAAAAACAGGGGAAAUAUGCAAGAAAAAUAUAUAUGCAUGCACAUUUUCUUAAGCCUGCAUAAUUUAUAGUCAACUUGCUAUAAACUCUUAUUGGCUGUAGUUUCUCCUCUGCCACCUGGAUAUGUCUUUAUGACUGUAUCAAUGGAGCUUGUACUAGGAAACAAUCACACACACUCUUGCUCCUCUUACAUUAUAGCACUUCAGCAAAUGUCUAGUGGUCUGCGAGUUGCCACUGAUGAUGCAAAGCCCCCCAUGAGCAGAUCUACUGCAGCAUCCAAUAAAAUCCCCAAACAUCACACAAGGCCAGGAACUCAUUUUUUUGUCUUCUUUAAUUGCAAGCCCUCCUAGCUGCAGCAUGUAGGUUAAAAAUAUAUAUAUGCAGGCAGUUGCUGGUGAACAUUUUAAAAACUAAGACAGCUUCCGAGCAAUGGCAGUGCCCUGCUCUUUUCACCAUGAUCCCUCCUUAACAUCUACAUCAGAGUCCAAUUAACACUGUGCAAGUGGGAGUUUUCAGGGCACGAUUCCAUGAUCCACACAGCCCAGGGAGCAGCGCCACAGCUGCAGACAGCAGGCCAACAUUCAAGGCUCCUUGUCAUAUUAAAAUUGCUGGGGCAGGCACUCAUCCUGCCUCCUUUUUCUCUGUAGAGACCCCAGUUCGUCCACGCGCUCUCUGCCCUGCUCCUGCUGUUUCCAGGGAAAGCCAUGGGAGCAGCUCCAGAGGGAGGGGGCGGCCGCGGCAAGAGCAGCGAUGACAUCGUCGUGAGUUUCCUGGUCUGCCUGCUGCUGCUGCUGCUCCUCUUGCUGUUCCUGGCAUGGCGUCGGCUGAGCCGCAAUUCAGGAGGAAGGUACCACCCCCAGCGCCUGCUGAGGGGUCUGGUGCUCCGAUGGCAAGGGCUUUGGGGAGGGGAACUCCCUGAAGAGCCGCUACAGGGACACCAGGACAAGAAGCUGGGAGACGAAGAGUCCGGGGAGGAGCAACCCAUUGAUGUGGGGGAUGAGAGGGAGCAGGAGCAGCUCCUCCAAGGAGAAGACGAGGAGAAGACGGAGGAAGAGGAGGAGGAGGAAAAGCAAGAAGCGUCCAAGGAGAAGGCCGAUCCGGAGCCAGCAGAAGAUAAAGCAGUGCAGGAGGCCUCAGAGGAAGAAGGGGCCCCAAAGGCAACCGAGAGCAGCGCAGGGGCUCUCCUGAGUGAUCUGCAUUCUUUCUCUGGGACAGCGGCCUGGGAGGACCCAGGCAAACAGCUGCAUGUCACUGCCCUCUAGAAGCAGCAGGAUAGAGGGCACUGAAGCACUCGCUGCAAAGACAGCUACAGACUGAAGGCAGUUCACUGCCCCAUCCCAUGGACCUAGCAGAAGCUGCUUUUGCCCUGUGUUGCCUAUUGACCCCUUCCCGUUUGCACCUAGCUUGCUCGAUCGCCUGCCCCGCCAAAAAUGCAGCCUGAGUUUCCAUUUUGUUUUGAAAGUUUCCUAUGACAAAUAAAGUAGAGGGGAGAUAAGAGACACUGUAGCGGUCUCCUCGUGGACUGAAGCACAGCAUGGCUCUCUCCAACCAUAACUGUAC
Molecule: messenger RNA, 5979 nt
Organism: Podarcis lilfordi (Lilford's wall lizard)
Lineage: Eukaryota; Metazoa; Chordata; Lepidosauria; Squamata; Lacertidae
Source: the annotation of a GenBank genome assembly